Messenger RNA from Capsicum annuum, 1542 nucleotides. RefSeq names its product nicotinate N-methyltransferase 1. The record is from RefSeq and is a predicted model, not a curated record. The coding region runs from base 138 to 1223 and encodes 361 amino acids. NCBI's taxonomy places the organism in Eukaryota, Viridiplantae, Streptophyta, Magnoliopsida, Solanales, Solanaceae. Gene Ontology annotation, molecular function: S-adenosylmethionine-dependent methyltransferase activity; O-methyltransferase activity. Gene Ontology annotation, biological process: methylation. The transcript has 4 exons.
GGACCCAUGCCUUUGCACGGGCAUUCUUUGCCAGUACCCCUAUAAAGUGGCCACAUUUGGCCAAUGUAACACAUGACAUCCCCAAGUGCAAGAUAGAACAUAAUCUCCAAAGGAAGGCCAAAAAACCUGCAGAAACCAUGGAGAAUGGAAAUGGGGAAAUAAGCAACACUAAUGAUAAAGCGAGGUUAGCUAUAAUGGAUUUAGCUCACAUGAUGAGUGUACCUAUGUCCCUCAAUGCCGUUGUCAAACUCAAGCUAGCUGAUGCUAUUUGGCAAGGUGGAUCAAACGCUCCGCUCACUUCCGCUGAAAUUCUUGCCAAAAUCCGCGGCCCUAAGGGCGGCGGUGAUGCUGAGAAUCUUCAGCGGGUCCUACGCUUGCUAACAAGCUAUGAUGUAUUCGAGGAGCACACAACUGAUGACGGCUUUCAAAGGAGGUAUUCUUUAACUGAGGUUGGCAAGACCCUAGUCACGGAUGAGGAUGGCCUAUCCCACGGCUCAUACGUGCUCCAGCACCACCAGGACGCGAUACUGAGGACGUGGCCAAUGGUUCAUGAGGUCAUCAAUGAUUCAUCAUCUGAGCCAUUUCUGAAGGCAAAUGGCGAGAAACCUUACAAUUACUACGGAAACAAUCCGGAGUUGAAUAGCCUUAUGUUAAAUGCAAUGUCUGGAGUUUCUGUGCCAUUUAUGAAGGGAAUGUUGGAAAGAUACGAUGGUUUUCAAGAGGUGAAAACACUUGUUGAUGUUGGAGGGAGUGGUGGAGAUUGCUUGAAGAUGAUUUUAGAAAAACAUUCAAGUAUUCAACUUGGAAUCAAUUUUGAUUUGCCUGAGGUGGUUAAAAAAGCCCCACAAAUUCCUCGUAUAAAACACGUUGGUGGUGACAUAUUCGAUCACAUACCAAAGGGCGAUGUUAUUUUCAUGAAGUGGAUGCUACCAAUAUGGACAGAUGAUGAAUGCAAGCAAAUAAUGAAAAAUUGUUACGAUGCACUUCCAAAGAAAGGCAAACUUAUUGCUUGCGAGCCAGUUGUACCUAAUCAUACUGAUGAUAGCCAGAGAACUCGAGCCCUUCUUGGAGGAGACAUUUUUAUCAUGAGUAUUUACCGUGCCAAGGGGAAGCACCGGACUGAGGAAGAAUUCCGACAGCUCGGCCAAGCAGUCGGUUUCUCCGACUGUCGUACUUUCUACGGCGAUCACUAUUUCACCAUCCUUGAAUUUCACAAGUUAUGAAUAGAAUUAUCACAUAUAUAUUCCAAUUUCUGCGUGCGUACGUGUGCUAAAAUAUGUAACAUUAAUAAUAAAAAUACAUACGGUAUUUUAAUUGUACAACAUAACUCCAUUUUCAGGCUCAUAUAUAUAUGAGAAUGGAAGAUUGGAGCAGUUUAUUCACCUAUGGAUAAAACUUAUGAGAAAGGACGAGUACAGUUUGAUUACUAGGCCUCCAGCCCAGCCCAACCCAAAUAAAGAGAGUAUUGUGUUUGUAUUAAUGUUUCGAGACUUCUCAGUAAUGAUUGAUUUUAUCAUAGCAUUAUGUUUGAUUAGGGGAUAA